Numida meleagris (helmeted guineafowl) is the source of this 5443-nucleotide messenger RNA. RefSeq names its product ADAM metallopeptidase with thrombospondin type 1 motif 10 (gene ADAMTS10). Gene Ontology annotation, biological process: extracellular matrix organization; proteolysis. Bases 543 to 3872 code for a protein of 1109 amino acids. The record is from RefSeq and is a predicted model, not a curated record. Gene Ontology annotation, molecular function: metalloendopeptidase activity. Gene Ontology annotation, cellular component: extracellular matrix. Lineage: Eukaryota; Metazoa; Chordata; Aves; Galliformes; Numididae. The transcript is spliced from 25 exons.
GUUGGUGAGUACUCUGUGGUCUGAUAACUCAGCUACAGGUCAGCAUGUCUGAACGAAUGAUGUCAGGAUGUCCCGAGGAUGAGUGAGCACAGCACCUGUCCCUGCAUUUACCUGCUGUGCAGGUGGAGCUGGAGCUGACAGCCAACCAGAAAGGGGUUGGGAUUCCUGCAGGGCUCUCUGUGGCAUGUGAGGGUGCAGUCCUUGGCCUGAAAAGAGAGAACUAUUCCAUAUGUAGCUGCACCAGAUCGGGUGUUGGGCUCCAUACCCUGUUCCUUUUCUCCAGGAGUCGGUGCUGGAUCUCAGGGGCAAUGCCACCAAGAACCUUUGACUCCAAUUAGCCCAUGUUGGCUCCAAUUGCACCUGGGCACAGCGUGCUGCAAAGCUACUGUCGGCCUCGCUGCUUUGGGGAGUGGCUGAGGAUGCCUGUGGAGGAACCGAGGACUCCUGUCUCUACAUAAGCAGUGGCAGAGAGAGAGACAUGUGGGGACAGCGCCCUUCCAGCCGGUACAAUACUCCCUGCACUGAGACAAGCGUCGCUAACUAUGGCCAUCGCUUGGAGGCUUCUUAUAUGGACUGUCACCUUCACCACCACCGUCUGCAGUUUUCGGGGUUACAUGUUCCAGUCGCAAGAGGAGUUCCUUUCCAGCCUCGAUCACUAUGAAAUUGCAUUCCCCAUCCAAGUGGACCAAAACGGGGACUUUCUCACCUUUGACAUGAGGAGCCAGCUGAAGCAACGCCCUCGGCGCAGUCUGGGCUCCUUGCCCUACGAGCCAUCAGAGCAGCAGGUUUUCUACAAAGUCUCUGCCCAUCGAACCCAGUUCCUCCUCAACUUGACACUGCACUCCAACCUGCUGGCUGAGCACUUCACUGUCGAAUACUGGAAGCGAGAUGGUGUGGACUGGCAGCAUGAUUUCCAUGAGGAUUGCCACUAUGCGGGCCACCUGCAGGAUCAGUACCUGAACUCAAAGGUCGCCAUCAGCAACUGCAAUGGACUGCACGGGGUAAUAGUCGCGGAUGAGGAGGAGUAUUUCAUCGAACCGCUGAGCCCAGGAGCCAACGUCAGCGCAGGGAACGAGGGCAAGGGCAGCCCCCACGUUGUGUACAAGCGAUCAUCCCUCCAGUACCCACACAUGGACGCAGCCUGCGGCGUGCUAGAUGAGAAACCCUGGAAGGGGAGGCACUGGUGGCUGCGGACACUGAAGCCAUCCCCACUGAAGCCAUCGGGCAACCACAGCCAGCGAGGCCAGCUGCCCCUGAAGAGAUCCGUCAGCACAGAGCGCUACGUGGAGACCCUGGUCGUAGCCGACAAAAUGAUGGUGGGGUACCACGGCCGGCGAGACAUAGAGCAGUACAUCCUGGCCAUCAUGAAUAUUGUUGCCAAACUUUUCCAGGACUCGAGUCUGGGCAAUAUUGUCAAUAUCCUGGUGACCCGGCUGAUUCUCCUCACUGAGGAUCAGCCCACACUGGAGAUCAACCACCAUGCUGGGAAAUCCCUGGACAGCUUCUGCAAGUGGCAGAAAUCCAUUGUGAACAGGAACGGCAACGGGAACGCUAUCCCCGAGAACGGCAUAGCUAACCAUGACACCGCAGUGCUGAUCACCAGAUACGACAUUUGCAUCUACAAGAAUAAGCCCUGUGGCACACUGGGCCUGGCCCCAGUGGGUGGCAUGUGUGAGCGAGAACGAAGCUGCAGCAUCAAUGAGGACAUUGGCCUGGCCACAGCCUUCACCAUUGCCCAUGAGAUUGGCCACACGUUUGGCAUGAAUCAUGAUGGGGUUGGCAACAGCUGUGGCUCCCGUGGGCAAGAAACGGCCAAGCUGAUGGCUGCUCACAUCACCAUGAAAACCAACCCCUUCGUAUGGUCUACAUGCAGCAGGGAUUAUAUCACCAGCUUCCUGGACUCUGGGAUGGGAUUAUGCCUGAACAACGCUCCUCCCAAGCAAGACUUUAUCUACCCCACAGUGGCUCCAGGACAGGCCUACGAUGCAGAUGAGCAGUGCCGUUUCCAGUACGGAGUUAAAUCUCGCCAGUGUAAAUACGGGGAAGUCUGCAGUGAGUUAUGGUGUCUGAGCAAAAGCAACCGCUGCAUAACCAACAGCAUCCCUGCUGCAGAGGGGACCAUCUGCCAAACCAACACCAUUGAGAAGGGGUGGUGCUACAAGAGGGAAUGUGUGCCCUUUGGCACCCGGCCGGAGGGCGUGGAUGGUGCCUGGGGGUCCUGGUCGUCCUGGGGUGAGUGCAGCAGGACAUGUGGUGGCGGUGUGUCCUCCUCCGUCCGGCACUGCGACAGCCCACGGCCCACGAUUGGAGGGAAGUACUGCCUGGGGGAACGGAAACGCUAUCGGUCCUGUAACACUGAUGACUGCCCGCCAGGGUCCCAGGACUUCCGAGAGUUGCAGUGUGCUGAGUUUGAUAAUGUCCCCUUCCGAGGGAAGUACUACACCUGGAAGACAUACCGGGGAGGAGGGGUGAAAGCCUGUUCUCUCAACUGCCUGGCCGAGGGCUUCAACUUCUACACGGAGAGAGCUGCAGCCGUAGUGGACGGGACACCGUGCCGGCAGGACUCCAAUGACAUCUGCGUCAACGGGGAAUGCAAGCACGUGGGCUGUGACCGUGUCCUGGGCUCUGAUGCGAAGGAGGACAAGUGCCGUGUGUGCGGGGGAGAUGGCAGCUCCUGUGAGACCAUCGAGGGCAUCUUCAACCAGUCACUGCCAGAGGGAGGUUACGAGGAGGUGAUCCAGAUCCCCAAGGGCUCCGUCCACAUCGACAUUCGGGAGCUGAACCUCUCCAUCAACUACCUAGCAUUGAGAGGUGAUGCUGGUGAGUACUACAUCAAUGGGAAGCUCUCAAUCGACCCACCGCGACGCUUCGACAUCGCAGGCACCACAUUCCACUACAGGAGAUCCCCAGAUGAGCCUGAGUCCCUGGAGGCCCUGGGACCCACCAAUGUCACCCUCUUUGUCAUGGUCCUCGUGCGGACAGAGCUGCAGGGGAUCCGGUACAAGUUCAAUGCGCCCAUCAACAGAGACGCGUCCAACCAGUACUCCUGGCACUACACCCCGUGGACCAAGUGCUCGGUGCUAUGUGCAGGAGGCAGCCAGAUCCAGUCUGUUGUGUGCAGGAAACUCUCCGACAGCUCAACUGUCUCCAACCAUUUCUGUAGCCCUGAAACCAAGAUGCUGGAGCGGCAGAGGCCGUGCAACACCGAGCCGUGUGCCCCUGCCUGGGUGAUUGGGAACUGGUCCGAAUGCAGCCGAAGCUGCAACGAGGGUGUCCGCACACGCAGCGUCUUUUGCAAGCGUAAGAUCUCCGCCACCGAAGAGAAGACCUUGGAUGAUGCCUCCUGCACCCAACCACGGCCAAAGAUGCUUGAGCCUUGCAAUAACCAGACGUGCCCUCCAGAAUGGGUCGCCCUGGACUGGUCCGAGUGCACCCCGAGCUGUGGGCCAGGUUUCCGUCACCGCAUCGUGCUCUGCAAGAGCGGCGACCACAGCGCGACGCUGCCCACCUCCCAGUGCCCCGAGGGCUCCAAACCCCCCACCAGCAUGAGGUGCAACCUGCGACGCUGCCCACCCCCGCGCUGGGUGACCGGCGAGUGGGGAGAGUGCUCCUCACAGUGUGGCCUUGGCCAGCAGCGGCGAUCCGUCCAGUGCCUGGCUCACACCGGGCAGCCCUCCAGCGACUGCCUGGAGACCCUGCAGCCCCCCGGCAUGCAGCAGUGCGAGACCAAGUGCGAAUCAGGACCCACAGACAACCCUGAAGAAUGCAAGGAUGUGAACAAGGUGGCCUACUGCCCGCUCGUCCUGAAGUUCAAGUUCUGCAGCCGGACCUACUUCCGACAGAUGUGCUGUAAAACAUGCCAGGGGCACUAGGAACACGGUGACCCCAUGGGAAAACUGGAAGGCAAGAGUUGUGCCAGAGGGCCACCGAGCCGGGCCCUUCCUCUCGUCCCGGGAACCUUCCCCUGGGCCCAACACAGACACUGGUCGUGCUUCCGGAGGGAGCCGGCGUCACCCCACCUGUCCCCCAAAGACACGCACCCUUCGUCCCCGAGCAUCCCAAUGGCAGGAUCCCAGUUAAACCACUGCCGGCCGCUGCAGAGACCACGGCCAAGCGCGAGAGGAGCCAGUCACCGCGGUGGGAGAGGGAGAAGCUGGGCAGAGCGCGGCAGCAGGGACAUUACUUGAAAUUAUGAGACUGUUAUUUAUUUCGUAGCGGACCCAGGUCCUGCAGGUACCGAGGCUCCCACGUCCCGAGGGCUGGGGACACGGGGACGAGUUUUCAGGUGCCACGGGUGAUGUGCUUCUGGGUGGUGGAUGAAGACGAGCUGCUGUGGUGGGGCAGGGUGGGAACAGGGCUGUUGUCUUCAUCAUUUGUGCCCCGUCACCUUGGCACCUGCAGCGGGUGAUGGAGAACAGUGAGCGGAGCAGUGACACCAGUUUAACUGGGAGAGGGAGUUCUUCCAACUCUCUUAACAGCCGACUUUGAUUGGGGUGUCCCUCUAUUUUUCCUAAAAGCCCAUGUCACUAUUAUGAGUAUUUUUUGAUUCCGGAGACGCCUCGAAGCACACACUGUCAGGGCUGAGGCGUGCUUGGGGUUGCACGAUCCCUUACGGGGCGUUGAGGACUUGCUGGGCUGCAGGAAGCAAAGCCAGGGAGGAUACAGGAGGAGAAGUCACGGCCACAGUGUCCCCAUGGCCAAGCCGUGAAGUGGGACCAAUCUGUGCCUGGCCCUGGCUGGGUCCUCCCCAGGGAAUGCUGCGGCCUCCGAAGGUGCUUUGCCUCUAAGUGUGCUUUGCCUCCAAAGGUGCUUUGCCUCCAAUGGUGCUCUGCCUCCGCCGGCAUCUCGCUGCGUGCACCUCGGGGUGCCAGUCCCAAUGCCACCCCCAGGAGACCUCCAGCGAUGGGAAGAGAGCAGGUUAACAUUCUUCCAGGUCCCCUCCUCCUGGCCAAACCCACCCAUCUCCACAGGCCACCGCAGCCUGUGGGAGAAGACCUGAAUUAGCGAUGUACUAAGCAUGUGCUUCUUUUUACUAGUAUUAUUUUGGGGCCUUUCUGCAUCACAAAGAGAAGAAACCUUGUCCCAGGCCGUGCUCUGUUCCCCAUGGAGGUCAUCCUCAGGGUGCAGGGUCAGGGUCAGCCCCUUUCCCCGGAGGAGACCCCUCCAGCCCCGAUGUGUUCCUCUCCCAUCUGUAUUUUCCCCUGCUCGGAGCCGAUCGCAGCUUCUCUGGUGCUCAGCAAUCCCCUUUGGCUGGCGAGCGGGCGUGGGUUUGUCUUCCUUCCCAGUGCAAUGCUCCAUUCUGACGUUUUGGGAGGGGGUGUUUUCACCUUUUUAUAUAGAUAUAUAUAAUGAAAAAAAAAAAAGUGUUUAAAAUACUAACUCUGAGGAGGAGCGACGUAACGGCAUGAUUUAUAAUAAAGGAGUAGCUACGAUCCCAGGUGCA